This is a messenger RNA of Phytophthora sojae, 492 nucleotides long. RefSeq lists its product as hypothetical. Lineage: Eukaryota; Oomycota; Peronosporomycetes; Peronosporales; Peronosporaceae. The coding region runs from base 1 to 492 and encodes 163 amino acids. The record is from RefSeq and is a predicted model, not a curated record. The transcript has 2 exons.
AUGAAGCUCCUGCACCACCUGCUCGCCAGCGCAGUCUGCGUCGCAGUCCUCGUAUCGACCUCGAGAACAUCGACGGCAUCGGCCCAAGUAGUAGACGGAACCUACUCUGCUCCGGCACCCAAGGAAGGCGUGACGACAUCCCUCCGCGGCCCCGACGAAAGCGACGACACUGAGUCUGCUUCUUUGUAUCUUGACUCCGAGGACGACGACGACAGCAGUGACGUGAUCCUCGACAGCCAUGACGACUCAGACGAGGAGUUUGAGCAAGACUCUGCGACUGACCCGGUUGACACUCGGCGUCUAGCGACGACUCCGGAACCUUCGCCAACGCCAACGAACGGCACUGCACUUCCCCCUCCACCCAAGCCGACGAACGCCACGGCGUUGCCCCCUCCGAGGCCUACCAACUCGAGCGUACCACCGAAACCUACGGCCACGCCUAAGGUGACACCAACGGCGACACCGGCGACCAAAACAACGAAGAACCAGUAG